AUGCCUACUCUGGCUUCCUGUGCCCGCUCCACGCCAUACACCAGGCUCCCGCUCUCUAGCCGACUCCACUCCGCCGCACGACGCCCUUCCUUUGGCCCUCCUCACUCCUUCGCCCGAGCCCAUUGCUGUGUCGGCAUACAUCCUCCGCCCCUCUCCUCUACUCGUCUCGCGGUGCCUACGUCUCUCUGGCGACGGCGACCAGGCCUCCCCACGUCCACUGCGCUGUUGGCGGUGCUCAGGCAAGUGCCCGUCUUCUUCCUCCUUGCCCCUUCUCUGGCGGCGCCCCUCUGGCGAACGAGACCCGCUGUUGUCCCUCCUCCCUCCCUGCCUGGUCCACUCUUGCCCGUGCGUUGCGCUGCCGCGCUCCACUGGUGGCCUCCAGCGCUGCUCCUGCGGCCACUGCUCCGCCCGGUCUCUCCUCCCUGGGCGCCCAUAUGUCUCUGGAGCUCGCGGCUCAUCCUCCCACCGAUUCCCGCGCGCCUGCUGCCGCUCCAGCGGCUGCCCGCCGCCGCCACUCCAAUCUCCCCGCUCUCCCCAUCGGUCAUGCGCCCUGGAAUCCCCUCCACGCCCGUCUCCGCGCUGCUGCUCUCUUUCUGGCGCGUGGAUCCGCUCCGCCCUUCCCGCGCCCCGCUGCCUUUGUCUCCGCGUCUCGCGCUCCCUCUCAUCUUGGGCCAUCCGCUCCUGCUGAAGCGCGUCCUCGGCGCGCUGCUCUUCCCCACUGCUGGCCUUGCGGCCGUGAGAUCCCUCCGCCUAGCUCGCGCCAGCGUUCUCGUCCGCCUGUGCGUCCUUGCCAAUGGCCGCGGUCGUCACGGCGCCGUCCUCGCCCCUCUGGGGAGCGGAACCUCCCUUCCUCGCGGCGAGAUCCGCCUCUCCCGUCGAUUCCGCGGGAUUGCUCUCGCAGCCACGCGUCUCUCUCUCCGCCUCUGCCACGGUCCGCAUUGCCUGCUCCCUCGCCCGUCGCUGCUUCCUCUCGGCGGUCACGGGCUAAGGGAGCUCGAUCUGCGCGGAAGGCUGGCCUACGUGGCGAUUGCUCUACCGAUCGCCCUCGCUCGCAUGACGGCUCGCUUUGCGGCCGUUCUUCCUCGCAACGGCUAA
This is a messenger RNA of Closterium sp. NIES-65, 1095 nucleotides long. Lineage: Eukaryota; Viridiplantae; Streptophyta; Zygnematophyceae; Desmidiales; Closteriaceae. The record is from the annotation of a GenBank genome assembly.